Molecule: messenger RNA, 666 nt
Organism: Diatraea saccharalis (sugarcane borer)
Lineage: Eukaryota; Metazoa; Arthropoda; Insecta; Lepidoptera; Crambidae
Source: the annotation of a GenBank genome assembly
CAUACCACACCUUUCAAAACAGUGUCUUGAUUUAUUGUGAAGACUUACUUAGGAGAGCCAUUUUGAUAUUGCUUCGUAUGAUUAUGUUCAUUUAAAGAAAUUCCAAUGCAAGUGCAACGAAAGCAUAACGCUCUGCCGCAACGCGAAUAUGAGGAUGGCGUGGACUCGAAAUUCAAUAUGAUAUCUUCGAAGGCAAUGGAAACUCGUUAUUACGAGGGAUGUGGACGGGAGGGUCCCAUCCGAUGCAUAUUUCUGGGUGAAUUUCAUCCGGUAGCAGGUCCAAAAAUAUCGUGUCAGUUUCCUGAAGACUACAUCUCAAAAGAAUUAUUUGAUACCAUUAGUGCAUAUAUUAUACCCAAGCCAUUAAUUCAGAAGAGCACUAUGACCAUUAAUGCUAUGGGUCAUAAGAUAGUAGGUUAUCCAAUCAGAAUCGACAACUCCAGAUAUGAACGUAAUGUGUAUGUCUUCAACUUAUGCUUUGUGUGUGAUAGUUGGUCAAAAACUGUCCAGUAUGAACCAGUAGUGAAGAAACUUGGUGAACAUCUGACGAUAAUGGAAGAAGAAACAAGAUUUGUAUCAAGCGGAUCAAGCAAGCUGCCUACGCUUCUAGCUCAUUUGCUUCAUGAUCUCAAUACUCACCGCAAGGCUACAUUAGUUGGUAAGUAA